Molecule: messenger RNA, 1439 nt
Organism: Carya illinoinensis
Lineage: Eukaryota; Viridiplantae; Streptophyta; Magnoliopsida; Fagales; Juglandaceae
Product: probable UDP-3-O-acyl-N-acetylglucosamine deacetylase 1, mitochondrial
Exons: 7
Coding region: 134-1117 (327 amino acids)
Biological process (GO): lipid A biosynthetic process
Source: RefSeq, a predicted model, not a curated record
UACUCCCGCCAAAAUGUCCAGCUGGUCCUCGUCAUUUCCCUCUUCGUUUUCUCCCAAAACGACGAAGGUCUAACUCAGCCCACUCAGCAUACAAAGCAUGUAACUUCCUUCAGUAUACGGUCGCCUUCACUCGAUGGCUCUGGCAGCUGCCUUCAACGCCUUUAAGUCCUCAAAUCUCGUCUCGUGGAAACAAACUGGCAGGCUCCAGCAAACCCUUGCUGGAUGCAUAGAGCGGGCCGGGAAGACUCUGCAUUCUGGCGAGGUUUCCACCAUUAGAAUUUGGCCGGACCUUGCCGGCCAAGGGAGGUAUUUCGAUUUCCGGUCCAAUUUGAUUCUUGCGUCCAUCGAUUUUGCCGAAGAGUCACCUCUCUGCACUACCCUUUGUAAGAAUGGGUUCAGAAUUCGAACCAUUGAGCACUUACUGUCAGCCUUGGAGGCCACCGGGGUUGACAAUUGCAGGAUUGAGAUACAGAAUUCGGACCCUGAAGAUGGUAACGUGGAGGAGACUGAUAGUUCCCAGAAAUGUCCACAAAUGUUUAUGCAGGUUCCCAUUUUUGAUGGCUCGGCAAACGAAUGGGUAAGGGCAAUUAAAGAUGUUGGGUUAAAGGUGGCCACAGAUCACUUUGGCAAUAGUCGUGAAAAAAUGGCCCCUUAUGUGAUUGAACCAGUGCAUGUGUGGAGGAAUGAUUCCUUUGUAGCUGCAUUCCCUUCAGAAAAGGUUCACAUAACUUAUGGGAUCAACUUUUCUGAGGUGCAUGGCAUUGGCUGCCAGUGGUUUUCUUCAGCUUCAUUGGAUGAUUAUUUCUAUAGUGAGCAGAUAGCUUCAUCAAGAACCUUCUGCAUUUAUGAGGAGGUGGAGCAAAUGCGUAAUGCUGGACUCAUAAAAGGCGGCUCCCUAGAAAAUGCCAUUGUUUGUAGUUUCGAAAAAGGUUGGUUGAACCCCCCGCUGCGUUUCCCUGACGAACCUUGUCGGCAUAAGGUAUUAGAUCUUAUUGGUGACCUCUCCCUUUUUGCACAGUUUGGCAGUCAAGGGCUUCCAAUGGCACACAUAGUGGCUUACAAGGGUGGCCAUGCACUCCACGCUGAUUUCGUACGCCGGUUAUGUGGAAAGAUUUAGUAUUUGGGAAAACUUUUUCCAAACAUGUUUCUAGGUUUUAAAAAUAUGAUAAUUGAAAGAGAACUUCCCGAAAACCCUGUCACCAACGUGUAGUUAUUAGGCAAGGAAUUUAAGCAUUCAAUUGUUUUAAAUAUAAAAGCCAGGCCGCAGAUAUUCAGCACAAGUCCUGCAAACAUAAAUGGACUGUGUCGUGUGCAAAAAGACUUGUUGAGGUUGGUGUGAACCGGAGAGAUCAUGCAAGGAGUUGUGUAUUCUUUGAGGGAAAACAGAAAUUACUGGGUAAAUCCCAAUAAGGUAUUCAGUUUUUCUUUUUUCCAAACAA